Molecule: messenger RNA, 2334 nt
Organism: Anarrhichthys ocellatus (wolf-eel)
Lineage: Eukaryota; Metazoa; Chordata; Actinopteri; Perciformes; Anarhichadidae
Gene: brd9
Product: bromodomain containing 9
Exons: 17
Coding region: 100-2142 (680 amino acids)
Biological process (GO): regulation of transcription by RNA polymerase II
Cellular component (GO): nucleus
Source: RefSeq, a predicted model, not a curated record
CUUUCUUGUUGCAAAGGUUUGUUAGGUCUGGACCGACGCUAGCGACCAUUAGCAACGUAACUGGAGUAAACAAGAUUAUUCUUCUAUAAACACGGAGAGAUGGGGAAAAAACACAAGAAACAUAAACCGGAGUGGAGAACAGUUGAUGACAAUGAGGACAAGACUCUCGAGAAGCCCCUGAAGCUCGUGCUCAAAGUUGGAGGAAGUGAGGUGACCGAGCUCUCGGGUUCGGGCCACGACUCCAGUUACUACGAUGACAGAUCAGACCACGAGCGAGAACGCCACAAAGACAAGAAGAAGAAGAAGAAGAAAAAGUCUGAAAAGGAUAAAGACAAAUAUGUGGAUGAUGAGGAGAGAAGACGGCGUAAGGAGGAAAAGAGGAAGAAGAGAGAGCGAGAGCAGAAUGAAUCAGAGGCAGCAGCUUCUACUGCUGCCAGCGCCGGUGUACCUGUUGAGCCUUUCACUUUGCCAAAAAGUAUAAUAAGUAUUGGAUUGGAGCCGGAAGAGAAGAAAAAGAAGAAAGAGAGAGAGAGAGAAAGAGAGAGAGAGUUUGAGCUGGAGCCGGAGCCUGAAGUGGAUGAGUUUCACCACAGUGUGAAGUUUGAUUUAGACCAACAAGGAGACAGGCCGGUCCGAGCAUGCAGGACACAACAAGAAAGUGAAUCCACUCCUCGUCAACAACUGCUGGAGCACUUUCUGAGGCAGUUGCAGAGGAAAGACCCCCAUGGAUUCUUCUCCUUUCCGGUAACAGAUGCGAUUGCCCCUGGUUACUCAAUGAUCAUCAAACAUCCCAUGGACUUCAGCACCAUGAAAGACAAGAUUAUGAACAAUGACUAUAACACGGUUACAGAAUUCAAGGCGGACUUUAAACUGAUGUGUGACAAUGCCAUGGUGUACAACCGACCAGAGACUGUCUAUUACAAGGCUGCCAAGAAACUGCUACAUACAGGAUUUAAGAUGAUGAGCAAGGAGCGGCUGUUGGCUUUGAAACGCAGCAUGUCUUUCAUGCAGGAAAUGGAUUUCACCCAGCAGGCAGCCAUUUUGGGAGAUGAAGACCUUGCAGCUGAUUUACCUCCUCCAGAGAUCAUCCCCAGCCCAGUGGAAUCAGCUAAAAAGUCCAAGAAACAGCCAGUUAAAGAGGAAGUCAUCAGUUACCUGUUUGAACCAGAAGGAAAUGCUUGCAGCUUGACUGACAGUACAGCAGAGGAGCACGUCCUGGCACUGGUUGAGCAUUCUGCAGAUGAAGCUCGAGAUCGGAUCAACAGAUACAUGCCCAACUCCAAGAUGGGCUACUUGCGUAAAGAGCAAGACAGUUCUCUUCUAUACACUGUUGUCAAUCAGCAGGAACCUGAUGCAGAAGAAGAUGAGACUCAUAAAGUGGACCUAAGUUCUCUGUCAAACAAGCUUCUACCUGGAUUAACCACCUUGGGUUUCAAAGAUGACAGGAGACACAAAGUGACGUUUCUGAGUAGUGCCUACAACGUUCAGACCCUUCAGAAGAACUCCAUCUUUCCAGACCUGCUACCCGAUGAGGUGGACACGCUCUAUUCAGCCUAUGGCGAUGACACGGGGGUACAAUGUGCUCUCAGCAUACAGGAGUUUGUCAAGGGCUGCGGAGAUGUCACGAAGUGUUGGGUCGACAAGCUUCUGGACAAGAUGACCGCGGACGAUCACACUAAAGCUGUCAGUCAAAUCCGACAGAAAAGAAACAUCACGCUCAAACCUGAUGAAAGCAAAUCCAACAUCUGUGACAUGCAGAUGGUAGAUGGCACCGGCCUGGGAGAGAGUGGCUCAGUCCUGGACUUCAUGUCAAUGAAGAACUAUCCUGAUAUGUCUCUGGAGUUAUCCAUGCUCAACUCAUUAGGUAAAACUGUGAAAAAAGAGCCGGGCAACGAGGAGGGCCAGCAGCAGUUUGACGAUGCCGACAAACUCCUACAGGAGUUCCAGGAGGCUCAAGUGGACAGAGUCGGCUCCAGGCCCUCGUCCAACCUGUCCUCCCUCUCUAACGCCUCAGAGAGGGAUCAGCACCACUUAGGUAUCUGCAAUAGGAGGAGCCCACCACACUUGGACCAGUCUGAAAUGGUUCAUGAUCCCUACGAGUUCCUGCAGUCUCCGGAGCCAGAGAGCGCAGCCAACAGCUGACCACACACACACACUGCCAUGUUGUUGUCUCGGUGUUAACAGCACCGGGUACUCGCUCUCGGACUGUUUAAGCACUGUGGAGACGGCAGGAGCCUCUGACCUGUUUUAAAGACUGAAUAUGAUUGCACCGAGUGUUUGUAGCGUAAUUGUAUGGUUUUGUAUGAGUGCAACAAAUAAAUGCUUGCACCUGUA